Molecule: messenger RNA, 633 nt
Organism: Actinia tenebrosa (Australian red waratah sea anemone)
Lineage: Eukaryota; Metazoa; Cnidaria; Anthozoa; Actiniaria; Actiniidae
Source: RefSeq, a predicted model, not a curated record
AUGAAUACUUUACAUCUCUCCAGUUUCAUUCUACACUUGCUACACACGGUCGCGUCUGAAGAAGCUUUUCGUGCAAGUAAUUCAGGUGUUUUCUCGUUUGGAAACUUCUUUUCUCACAAAGACCACAAGCUUGUUGCAGCGAAACUGAAGGAGGAAAAAGUCGAAUCUUCUGAUAAAUGCCUAGUUCGAUGCGUCCAAACUCACGGAUGUUUAUCUGUCAAUGUGAACCGCACAACUGGUGAUGACCAAGGCUUAUAUGUGUGUGAGCUCUUGGCUUCUGACAAAUAUGAAAACCAGUCAAAUUUUACACCAAGCAAAGGGAUUAAUCACUACAGCAUUGUGAGUCCAUGUGAGAAGAAACCAUGCAAGCAUCAAGGAAAGUGUGUUCCAAUCUAUAAAAACCAGACCUACAAAUGUGAAUGUCCAGCAGGCACACUGGGACAAGACUGUGAGAUACUUAUACCAGUUUUCCGCAGCUGCGCACAGCGAUUUGCCGCUGGCUACACGAACAGCGGUGUCUACGAAAUCACUACCCCAAACACAAGCAAGAUUGACGUAUACUGUGACCAUGGAAACGGUCUGCAAGUUCGUCAAUUAGCCCGCCUGGAGGGAAUGCUACGCUUAAGACAAUGA